Molecule: messenger RNA, 447 nt
Organism: Rhagoletis zephyria (snowberry fruit fly)
Lineage: Eukaryota; Metazoa; Arthropoda; Insecta; Diptera; Tephritidae
Product: cold shock domain-containing protein 3-like
Molecular function (GO): nucleic acid binding; zinc ion binding
Source: RefSeq, a predicted model, not a curated record
AUGUCUGGAUACGGUGACUCCCGAAGCUGCUACAAGUGCGGCGAACCCGGCCACUUGAGCUACGAUUGCCCCAAGGGCGGCGGCGGUGGCGGACGUGGUCGUGACGGCGGAUCCUACGGCUCUGGUGGCGGCGGCGGCUACGGCGGUGGUGGCUAUGGCGGCGGUGGCGGAGGCUAUGGCGGUCGCUCCCAGCGCUGCUACAACUGCCAGGAGGAGGGCCACAUCAGCCGAGACUGUCCCAGCGGCGGAGGCGGCGGUGGUCGUGGCGGAGGCGGCGGCGGUGGAUCCACCUGCUACAACUGCGGCGGCGAGGGCCACUUCAGCCGCGAGUGCACCGAGCCCCGCAAGGAGCGCGGUGGUGGUGGCGGCGGCCCCCGUGGCAACUGCUACAACUGCAACCAACCGGGCCACUUUGCCUCCAACUGCCCUGGCGGCGGCGGCAACUGA